AUGUUCGUUGUACGACGCAUGUAAUACCAGCCUACGUUUUUCCAUGCUGAAGGUUUAAAUUACUCUCGUUGCAUUCAGGAAUACACACUGAGGAUAGAGUGGCAUAUAAUUGACAAAUCAUAAUGAAUAAAUCUUAAUUCUUUUCGUUCUGAUUGAUCAAUUGAAAGCCUCUAUCUUCAGUGUGGUAUUUCCGAAUGCGCGACACAAUAUGCGAUACGUGACGCACAAUGUCCAAUGAGCAUACAGCUCUCCUGGAAAAGUAAUAUAUUCAUUGGAUAUCGCACGUCACGUGCUACAUAUCGAGUCAUAUAUCGCGCUGCCUGGCUGCGAAAGUCAUUAUUAGUAAUAAUUAUAUUAUUUGUUAUAUCUUAUUCAAACGCGUGCGUAUUGGCUAUGUCAGAAAACACUGAACUCAUUUUAAGACCAAAAGUUAAGUUUUCUCGGUUUUCUAACCAAGAACGAAAUGAUGAAAUUAUUGAAGAAUCUUGCAAAGAUAAUACAAAUCCACAAAUAAAUGGUCCCAAAAUCAAAAGUAUUAUAUCUCUCAAGAAACCAGUGAAAAUAAUAGAUUUUAUGGGAUCUGCUGAUGUUUAUGAGAAAGAUUUACUUUCAAAGGAUUGUGAAAUAAAAUCCUCAUCUUGCUCUAGUGAUACAGCAUCUGUCAAUACUCAAGGUAUAUCUCUAUCUAAUGAUAAUGUGAAGACAGAAAUAGAGAUCUCAAGGAUUUUGUACAACGCAAGUAGUAGUCAAAACAAGAAAGAAAAAGUAACGCAACUGAAUAAAAACAUAUGUACACAAAAUAAUACUUUAAAACAUUGUAGAAAGAUCUUGCAACAAAAGGACAAAGAAAAUAAGGAUGCAGUAUUGAACAAGAUUAUACCGAAUAAAAAUAUAAAUAAGAUAAGAACAAGAAACUCUCAAUAUAUACAACCAGCUGUAUGCAAGAAAUUUAAACUUUUUACAAACAAUGAUGAUGUACAGAAACCAGAUACUGUAAAUUCUUAUAGAACAGUAAUGACAAAAUUACAGUCUGCACCGAGUAUCAUGAAGAAAACUGAAAAACAAACGACAAGAAUUCUUAAUGCAAAACCUAGUGUUAUGCCAUGUUACCGAUAUAUCGAAACUGGAAUAAUAAGAAAUAAAGUAUCUCCUGUUAAAAAAAUUGCACUACGUAGUACAACAGGUAUUAAAAUCAAAACUUCUGUGGAACCGGGAGUUUCUCACAAGCAGCAGAACAAUACAAAGACAGAUGAUGCAAAUAAAAAAUAUUGUACAAUAUCAGACCUUGCUGUGGGAAAACUGGCACAACCAGAAUAUAAUUCUAUCAUGUGUAACAUUCACAAACUUAAGGAAAUUAAGCAACGAGAAAUUGUGAGCGAUGUUAAUUAUUUUCCACAUAAGAAUCUUUUAAAUGAAAAGAUUUCUACUGCACUGGAUUUUUCAUUGGAUGAAACAAUUUUCAAAAAUUUAGUAGAUUUGAGCAUAGAUGACAAACAGAUACCCGCUAUUGUACGAAGCAAGGAUCCAGAACUGCGACAAAAGGAUAUUACACCCAAGCUUUCUGACUUUUUUGUUCCUGAACAUACGAAAGAUAUUUGUACACUCAUACAUGUUAAAUUUCGUGCUCCAAAAAUGAAUGAAAAUUGGGAUAUUUUUAAAAUUAGUAAUAAGAUACUUGACUGGAGGCAUAGUUUGGACAUUGUACGAUAAUGCAUCUAUACUUUUUGCUUGACAUAUAAGUGUAAAAAUUAUUAAUAGUGUAAUAGUGAUAGAAAAAAUAUAAAUACAAUUGCUAUU
Messenger RNA from Dinoponera quadriceps, 1797 nucleotides. RefSeq lists its product as uncharacterized. Bases 235 to 1710 code for a protein of 491 amino acids. The transcript is spliced from 2 exons. The record is from RefSeq and is a predicted model, not a curated record. Lineage: Eukaryota; Metazoa; Arthropoda; Insecta; Hymenoptera; Formicidae.